UGCGGUGUAUUUUAACUAAAAAACAAGAUUUAAGAAAAGAAAAAAUACUAAGAAAAAAAGUACGCUAAACAUUUAAAAAGAAAAUUAAUUAAAAAAAUACUAUAUAAAAACUAAUAAGAAGAUAAGAUUGAUAACAACAAAAACCAAAAUAUUUAAAUUAAUUGAAAAAAAAAAACGCAGACUAUUUAACGAACUAAAAUAAAAGUGAUAAAAAAUUCUAUAGACUAAAAAAUUAAUUAAUUUUAAAUUUAAGAAAAUUUAAAAUUGUUAAAAAAAGUAAAUAAGCAGCAAGUUCCUCUUGUAAUUUUUUUUGUGCACCAAAAGUCAACAAACAUUUUUUAUAAGAAAAAUGUAUGUUGCAAAUUCCACUGGUGGUCUCAUGUUGCAGACCAUGCUGUAUUUGGCAAAUCAUACUAGCCGAGCAGCUGUGAAUACAUUAAUUGAUCUACCUCCUGCCCCAAAAAGUGAUCCUAAUGAAGUAAAAUGUUACGGUGUUUAUGGCUGUUUUCCGUUGAAUGGUCCCUGGACUGCUAAGACCCGGCAAAUAAAUGUACAUCCCCAAAAACCUUCCCAAAUAGAGCCACAUUAUACUUUGUAUACAACACAAGCAUUGGAUCAACCCAAAUAUAUAGAUUUAAAUGAUCCCGAGGCAGUACAACAUAUGGGUAUUAAUCCUAAAGGAAAAAUAUUCUUUCUAUCGCAUGGCUAUUUGGAAGCGGGAAAUGUUCCAUGGAUGGUAGAAUUGGCUAAAACGAUUUUGAGCCAUGAACCGGAAGGUGAAGCUGCUGUAGUGCUUAUCGAUUGGGGUGGUGGCUCGAGCCCUCCUUAUGUUCAGGCUGUAGCCAAUAUCCGUUUAGUGGGAGCCAUUACUGCUCAUGUUAUACACAUGGUUUAUGAGGAAUUGGGCUUAAAGGAUUUAAGUAAUUUCCAUUUCAUUGGCCACUCUUUGGGUUCCCAUGUAGCCGGCUAUACUGGUUCUUAUUUACAAACCGAUUUUGGUUUAAAACUCGCCCGUAUUACUGCUUUAGACCCGGCAGCUCCUCUAUUUGCUGAAACUGAUCCUAUAGUACGUUUAGAUAGAUCCGAUGCCCAUUUUGUAGAUGUUAUCCAUACCGAUGGUAAUUUAUUGGGCGGUUUGGGUUUAUACCAGCGUGUUGGUCAUGUGGACUUUUAUCCCAAUGGCGGCAUAAACAUGCCGGGCUGUGAUGCUAAAUUGCAAGAUUAUAUGCGCAAUCGUCAAAAUUCCGUAUUCGCUAAUAUGCAACAGUUUUUGGGUUGUAAUCAUAUUAGAAGUUAUCAAUACUUUACGGAGAGUAUAAAAAGUAAAUGUCCCUUUAUGGCCAUAACCUGUGAUUCGUAUGAAAGUUUCCAGGAGGGAAAAUGUGCCAGAUGUGAUGAAAAUGGUCAUCAAUGUAUGCGCAUGGGUUAUUAUACUCUGGAAGACUAUAAACGUUUAACACAGCAGAAGAAGAUAAAUCCAGAAAAGCCGCCCAUAUUAUAUUUGAUGACCGGUGAUCAUCCACCCUAUUGCCGUCACCACUACAAAGUCACAGUCCAUGUUUCGGGCCAUGAUGAAAGUACUACGCAUGGCGGUGAAAUUGGUACUUUGUCGGUACGUUUGCAUGGUAAAAAUCGCAAAAGAACGACGGAGAAAAUGAAAUUCUCCCCAAAGCCCAUGUAUUUUGAACCCACACACGAAUACAGUUCCAUGGUGGCCGGCAAAUAUAUUAAAGAUCCUGUCUACGCCAGUGUAUUUUGGGAAUAUCAAACAAGUCUGUUUAAUCCACUCACCUGGCGUAUUCUAUCAUCACCUAGAAUAUUCAUAUCGAACGUUCAUGUUGAAUCAUUAGAAUCACCUCAUAUGCAUCUGAAUUUAUGUCCCAUCAGUGAAGAUUCUGCUGUAAUAGCGGGUAGUGAAAAUAUAAUGCAAGAAAAAUACUGCGCGAAUAAGAAAAAUAUGGGGAAUCACAAUUAAAGGGUGGGCGACUCUGCUAAACACACACAAAAGUCAAGAAAUUGUAAAAGAUUGAAGAAAAACAACGCAUUCAGAAAUUUAACGAAGAAAAACAUUUAGCAAAAACACAAACCAGAAAUGGAAAAAAUUAAAAACUUAAAUUUCCCCCAAAAGGGAAUUUAGCUACAAACCAAACCUUUCAUAUAAAUUUUCCUUUCAUGGUUUGUUUCCCAACUGAAAGGGAAAUUUUGUGUAUAAAUUACCC
This is a messenger RNA of Lucilia cuprina (Australian sheep blowfly), 2219 nucleotides long. RefSeq names its product pancreatic triacylglycerol lipase. The coding region runs from base 350 to 1975 and encodes 541 amino acids. The transcript has 4 exons. Gene Ontology annotation, biological process: lipid metabolic process. The record is from RefSeq and is a predicted model, not a curated record. Gene Ontology annotation, molecular function: lipase activity; carboxylic ester hydrolase activity. Lineage: Eukaryota; Metazoa; Arthropoda; Insecta; Diptera; Calliphoridae.